AUGACGAAAUUUACAGCUGACAAGGAUCAGUUCUCCUCGAUCAAAAUUGACACGGUUGUUCCACCGGACAACAUAUUGGAUAUGUUGAUUAUAGCCGGAGUUUGCCUACCAUCGGUCUGCUAUUUUAAUAGAGAUAUUUUAACUUUGACACUGUCACCACUUAAUAUGUUCAUUCCACAGCUAGGUAAUGGUCUACUACGUCUUCUGAAUAACGACUCUGUUCUCAUUUCGAUAAUUAUUCUGGAGUUCGCCGUCCAUUUGACAGAGUCCCUAGUGUUUCUAAGACCGAGACUAAAUUACUACAACGUCCCUUCGAGGUGUGCUAUCAAGUGGUAUUUUUGGGGGAUUAUUGAGGGUUACUCUCCCGUCAGAAGAAUAAAUCGUCUUGCUUCUUCAAAUUCCUCGAAAAUUCAAUAG
This is a messenger RNA of Kazachstania africana CBS 2517, 417 nucleotides long. RefSeq lists its product as uncharacterized. The record is from RefSeq and is a predicted model, not a curated record. The coding region runs from base 1 to 417 and encodes 138 amino acids. The transcript has a single exon. NCBI's taxonomy places the organism in Eukaryota, Fungi, Ascomycota, Saccharomycetes, Saccharomycetales, Saccharomycetaceae.